This is a messenger RNA of Capsella rubella, 831 nucleotides long. RefSeq names its product E3 ubiquitin-protein ligase SINA-like 7. Gene Ontology annotation, molecular function: zinc ion binding. Bases 1 to 831 code for a protein of 276 amino acids. The record is from RefSeq and is a predicted model, not a curated record. Lineage: Eukaryota; Viridiplantae; Streptophyta; Magnoliopsida; Brassicales; Brassicaceae. The transcript has 2 exons.
AUGGAGUGUGCCUCAAGCGAUGUAAACAGUUUGAGCAACACUCACUUGCAAGAGACGCAACAAACAGAGGAUAAACCGCGCUCGACAAUUCUUAAUCUUGAUUUGCUCGAUUGCCCUAUUUGCGUUGAGCCAUUCACAAUUCCUAUCUUCCAGUGUGACAAUGGACAUUUAGCUUGCGCUUCUUGCUGUCCCAAACUGAUGAAUAAGUGUCCUGCAUGUGCAUUACCCAUUGGUAACUUUCGCUGCAGAGCAAUGGAGAAUGUUCUUGAAUCCAUCUCUGUCCCAUGCCCAAACGCCAAGUUAGGUUGCACCAAGAAUAUCACUUACGGGACAGAAUCAACUCAUGUAAAAGAGUGUCCCUUGUCUCUUUGCAUGUGCCCUGUACCGAAGUGCGAUUACCAAGGCACAUACAAUGAUCUAUACGGUCACUUGGAUAGUCACAUUCUCGACAACAUUGGAAAAUAUUAUUUCCCGUUUGCUCUUGGCAAGGUUUUAGGAGUAUACGUUGACCUCAAUGAGACAGCUUUAACGGUUAUGAAAGGAAAUAAGGAAGGUCUAUUGUUUGCUGUUCAUUGUGUAAGUAAGGCUAAUGGUGUUUAUGUGACUGUUGGUUAUAUUGCUCCUUGUUCGAUGGAUGUUGGUGAGUUCUCCUGUGAUAUAUCGACUACGGUUGAACAACGCACCAUUGCAUUCAAGUCUAUGAAGGUCAAGAACAUUCAAAAGCUGAGUUCUAAAAUCCCUAGAGAGGAUUUUAUGUUGGUUCCUUCUUAUUUCAUGUCUGGACGUCGAUGGUUCAUGUUGAAGAUAUGUGUCACCAAGUUGAACCAAUAG